GAUGAUUCGAAACUGAAUGGGUAAAAGCCGGGUAUUUCUUGCCGAUUAUUUCAGUGUUUGCUCAGACGGCUUCGUUACAACAACAACUCCGACACUGCUAAACCGAUUUUUGAUCCGCACAUGCAUGAAUGAAACUUCCUGUGGAGAGGUGCAGUUUUGAUUUGUAACCGUUUUUGUGUGAGAAACGCUGUGGGAUAGUUAGAACGCAUCAGAGUGUUAUUUUCAGUUAACCAUGCAUUCCCAACUGGCCUGAAGUCGUCAUUGAUACACAAUUUUAACACCCAUUAUAAAAGCACAUCGUAGAAAUUAGGAUGGCGGAACAGAAAAAAGAGUUCCUAUCAUGCCGCUUCGUGCUCAACCUUAUGGUCAUCCUCGGCUUCAUGUUCAACUAUAUGCUGCGCGUCAACGUCACCAUCGCCAUCGUAGAUAUGAUCGAACCAAACCGCACUGCCCUCAACCUGACCGCCAACAGCUCAGUCCUCAAGUCCAGGGUCUCAGAAGAGCGGUUCAACUGGACCGAAUCACAGAAGAACGAUGUUCUCGGCCUCUUCUUCUGGGGCUACGUCCUCACCGAGUUGCCGGGUGGUAGGCUGGCCGAGGUCGUGGGCGCCCGCAGAGUCUUCGGCGGUGGUAUGCUGGCUGCCAGCAUCCUCACCCUCCUGACACCUUUGGUGUGCCACACCAACUUCUAUCUUCUUCUGUUCACCAGGGUGCUGAUGGGCUUCUUCCUGGGCGCCACGUGGCCGGCCAUGCCGCCCAUGGCUGCCAAGUGGAUACCUCCUCUAGAGAGGUCCAAGUUUAUAGCUAACAUGAUGGCCAGUGCUCUAGGUGCAGCCAUCACUCUUCAGGUGAGUGGUUUGAUCAUCAGCUGGAUGGGUUGGGCUGCUGUUUUCUACAUCACCGGCGUGAUUGGGUUGUUGUGGUCGGUGACGUGGUUCUUGGUCAUCUACGAUUCGCCUGCUGAUCAUCCGAGGAUAUCUCCGGAGGAGAGGUUGGAGAUUGAGACUGCUAUCAGAGAAGGGGAUGGUGAUAAGAAUAGGAAACCGACAACUGUGCCUUGGGGAAGGUUGUUGACUUCGCUGCCUGUCUGGGCGAUCAUUGUCACCCAUGGGAUGUCUGUUUUCGGUUACUUCACCAUCUCUAACCAGCUGCCUUCUUACAUGGAGAGGGUGCUUCAUUUCGACAUCAAGAAGAACGGGUUCUUGUCCAGUCUGCCUUAUAUAGGAAAGUACGCCAUGGCUUUGACUUCCAGCUACGUGGCAGAUCGUAUUCUGAGGUCAGGAAAACUUUCAACAACGACCACAAGGAAAUUACUUACAGUAUUUGCCUUGACACCUCCGGCCAUAUUCCUCCUCGUCCUAUUCUUUUACGGUGACAUCCCAGUCUUGGCAGUCGCCUUACUCACAGCUUCCCUGUUCUGCAAUGGAGCAGUGACUGGAGGUUACCUGACGAACGGAUUGGACAUAGCUCCAAACUUCUCUGGCACAAUAAUGGGCGCAGCUAACACCUUAUCUUCAUUUGGAGGAUGGUUGUCAACGAAAAUCGUUGCACUCCUAACUGAAAAGCACAAUACUUUUGAGCAGUGGAGAUGGGUUUUCAUGAUAUUGGUAUUCACGUACGCUUCUGGUGCCGUUUGGUACGCACUAUUCGGAUCUGGUAAUAGGCAAGCAUGGAAUUCGGUCGAAGCUCCUUCAGAAGAUACUCAACAGGAACUGAAACUACUUAAAUCCAAUAAGAAAGAGAACGAGAUAACGAUGAGCUCUUAACGAUACUCUGUGAUAUUUUUUAAAUACAAAAAUGACUUUUGUACAUUGAACCAAAUGGAAUUCUAUGACUAUCAUUGAUAUGUGAUGAAAAAUAUCUGUCGAAUUUAACAAACCCAAAUUUUAGAUCAAGGUAUAAAUUUAAAAAAUGUGAAGAUAUGUUCAAGUGGAAUCUUUAGUACUUAGAAUUAUUUAAAUCGUUGAAAUUCUGGACAAUUCAUACUUCGAAUGAAUUUGGAGUAUUAAGUAUUUAGUAUUCCUUUUACUAUGCUAUGUAUAGGAGAUUCUAUGAUAAUUUUACGCCUAAACAACUCCAUGUCUAUUUAAUAAGUACAGGCUGGUCUUGACUCUAAACAAAAUAUUAUUUUCACCAUGGAUCUCUUAAUCCUAAUAGAAACACAAACGAAAAACAUUCAUAUUUAAAUUUGAAUUUACUAUUCAAAAUUAUUGCUGUUUUCAUCAAUACUAGUGAUAAGCUAAAUGAACACAGGUUAACUGAUUGAUUUCAUGUUCUUUUUUAAUUUAAUUUAAUGUAUUUAAUAUUUGACAUUUGUGCGUUUUUGUACAAUGAAUUUUAGUAAUAAAGAAUUUUUUUUUAA
This is a messenger RNA of Harmonia axyridis, 2362 nucleotides long. RefSeq names its product sialin. Gene Ontology annotation, biological process: transmembrane transport; monoatomic anion transport. The transcript has 4 exons. The coding region runs from base 312 to 1766 and encodes 484 amino acids. Gene Ontology annotation, molecular function: transmembrane transporter activity. The record is from RefSeq and is a predicted model, not a curated record. NCBI's taxonomy places the organism in Eukaryota, Metazoa, Arthropoda, Insecta, Coleoptera, Coccinellidae. Gene Ontology annotation, cellular component: plasma membrane.